GAAGAAGAAGACAGCGGUCCUUCGAUUGUGCAGGUCCGUAUUGUUUCCGGUCCGCCUGUGCAUCGCUCUUUCCGUUCCGACUCUUUCUCACUCCGCCCGGUGCUUUCUGAUACGCGGCCCACGUGCAGACUUCAUUCGGUUUUCACCCUAAAGUUGGCUGUCAAAGUUUGGACCAAAUGUCGUCGUCUUUCGAUCAGAUGAGGGCGAACGUGGGGAAGCUCCUACGAGGAAUCGAUAGGUACAACCCAGAAAACCUUCCUACGCUGGAGCGCUAUGUGGAGACACAAGCUAAAGAGAACGCCUACGACCUGGAGGCCAACCUGGCUGUCCUCAAGCUGUACCAGUUCAACCCAGCCUACUUCCAGGUUACGGUAACCUCUCAGAUUUUGCUCAAGGCUCUGACCAACCUGCCACACACCGACUUCACUCUCUGCAAGUGUAUGAUCGACCAAACACACCAGCAAGAGGAGCGUCCCAUCAGACAGAUCCUGUACCUGGGGAACCUGCUGGAGACCUGCCACUUCCAGAGCUUCUGGACAAGUCUCGAGGAGAACAGAGAGCUCAUUGACGGCAUUACUGGUUUCGAGGACUCUGUUCGCAAGUUCAUCUGCCAUGUAGUGGGCAUCACCUACCAGACCAUCGAGCACCGGCUACUGGCGGAGAUGCUGGGAGACCCGCUGGACACGCAGGUGAAGGUGUGGAUGAAUAAGUACGGCUGGACGGAGGACGAGGAAGGACAGAUCUUCAUCUUCAACCAGGAGGAGAGCGUGAAGCCCAAGAACAUCGUGGAAAAGAUCGACUUUGAGAGUGUAUCCAGCAUCAUGGCCACAUCUCAGUGAUGUACACACGCAUACACACAUACACACAUAAGGCAAGACCGAUUCAACCAGGUCAUUGUUUUCAUAAUCACUCUUUUCUCAAUAAAAGUAAUUUAUCAUUUACA
Molecule: messenger RNA, 943 nt
Organism: Trematomus bernacchii (emerald rockcod)
Lineage: Eukaryota; Metazoa; Chordata; Actinopteri; Perciformes; Nototheniidae
Gene: eif3k
Product: eukaryotic translation initiation factor 3, subunit K
Exons: 8
Coding region: 177-839 (220 amino acids)
Biological process (GO): regulation of translational initiation
Cellular component (GO): eukaryotic translation initiation factor 3 complex; cytoplasm
Molecular function (GO): translation initiation factor activity; ribosome binding
Source: RefSeq, a predicted model, not a curated record